Messenger RNA from Rubroshorea leprosula, 1488 nucleotides. NCBI's taxonomy places the organism in Eukaryota, Viridiplantae, Streptophyta, Magnoliopsida, Malvales, Dipterocarpaceae. The record is from the annotation of a GenBank genome assembly.
AAUCAUUAAUAGCGUUUCUCUUUCAUGCCUGCAGUUUUGUUGCGUCCUCAUGCUCAGCUUGGACUGGACAGAUCUCAAAUCCCAAGUCUGGCAAUCCAUUCUCAAAUAAUUGAUGAGUUACUUGCAGAGGUUUCAGAGAUUGUGGAUCCAGCCAAUCAUGUCAAGCAGCUCUGGCAUGAGCUCAAGGAAGAAAAAGAGUUAAAUCCUGUGAAAGAUAAUAAACAUGUGAUCAAAGAGCCAUGGUUGGAUGAGAACACUCUUCCUAGUUGUCUGGAAAAAAUGAGGAGAGAUGACCUUGAAAUUGUUCUUCUUGGGACUGGUUCAUCCCAGCCUUCUAAAUACUGGAAUGUUAGUUCUAUCUAUAUUAAUUUCUUCUCCAAAGGAAGUUUGCUCUUCGAUUGUGGAGAAGGAACAUUGGGGCAACUGAAAAGAAGAUAUGGCAUAGAUAGUGCAAAUGACACUGUUAGAAACCUAAAAUCUGUGUGGAUUUCACAUAUUCAUGCUGACCAUCACACAGAUCUGCCAAGGGUGCUUGCUCUGAGAUGUGAUCUGUUGAGGGGAGUACCUCAUGAACCAUUGCUGGUAAUAGGGCCACGCCAGCUCAAGGGAUUUCUAGAUGCAUAUCGAAGACUUGAAGAUCUUGAUAUGCAGUUCCUUGAUUGUAGGAGCACUACGGAAGCUUCCUGGAAUGCUUCUGACCAUGAAUUUGAAUCAAAUAAGGAUCAAUCCGCUUCAGGAAGUGCACUUAGCUUACAUAUCAACAAUAAAAGAUUGCAAGAUAACAACGGAUCUUUUUUCGCUAGAGGAAGCCAGAUGCAAAGCUUUUGGCAGAGACCAGGCAGUCCAAUUGACAACUCUGCGGCUUAUCCAAUCCUAGAGAGAUUGAAGAAAAUGCUACUUGAGUCUGGAUUGGAGGCGUUGAUUAGUUUUCCUGUUGUGCAUUGCCCUCAGGCAUAUGGUAUUGCUUUGAAGGCGGCAGAAAGAGUGAACAGUAUUGAAAAAGUGAUCCCGGGUUGGAAGAUUGGGUACUCAGGUGACACAAGGCCCUUCGCAGAACUCAGAGAGGCAUGUCGUGGAGCAACUGUUCUUAUACAUGAGGCGACCUUCGAGGAUGGCUUGGUGGAGGAGGCUAUUGCCAAAAACCACAGUACAACAAAGGAAGCCAUAGAAAUGGGAAACUCAGCUGGAGCUUAUCGCAUUAUCCUCACCCAUUUCAGCCAAAGAGACCCAAAAAUCCCUAUUUUGACGAUACACACAUGCAUUGCUUUUGACAUGAUGAGCAUUAACAUUGCUGACUUGCCUUUGCUUCCCAAAGUUCUUACAUACCUUAAAUUACUUUUCAGAGGACAUUUUUGUAACUUCAGCUUUUAGCUCACUUCGACGUUUAAAAAAAAAGGGGGGGGGGGCUUUUAAACACAGAGUUCGACAGUUUCAACUUUUGUAGUGGAGGCCAACCAGGUGAAUAGUUCAUAAAAGUGAGAAAGCUUA